Messenger RNA from Schistosoma margrebowiei, 16746 nucleotides. Lineage: Eukaryota; Metazoa; Platyhelminthes; Trematoda; Strigeidida; Schistosomatidae. The record is from the annotation of a GenBank genome assembly.
GGUUAUCACAUCGACUUGUCAGCGUUGUGUGAUGGUUGUUAAAGACGAAGCUCAUUGAGUGUACUGUUUAGUAUACGCUUCUCGACAAUUCUACUCAUGUUUAAGAAGUUCCUGGCUGUGGUAAUUGACCACAUUCUAGGAAGAUAUUUUGAAGGUUUCAAUGGUGAAAAUUUGUCAUAUGGUCUGCUUAAUGGAAAUAUUACCUUGAGUAAUUUGACUUUAAGGAAAGACACUUUGAACAGUCUGUUUGAUAUCCCGCUAACGUUAAAGUCUGGUUCUGUCGGUAAUGUGUCGAUAUUCAUUCCUUAUACUCAUCUUUGGAGUCAAGCUUGGCAACUUUCACUUGAUAAGGUUGACUUAGUAGCAUAUGCUUCAGCUGAGGACCUGUGGGUUAAUUUGAAUCCAAAUCAUCCAGAUGGUCCAGUCAAAAUGUCUUCCAUAAACGAAAGUCAGUCAGAAAAGUGGGUGACUAAGACUACUCCAAAAGAUCAGGGAAAUAAAUGCUUUGCUGAGUCUCCAGUUAAUGGAAAAUACAGCUUAGACCAAAUGGAGAAGAGAUGGUAUCAGACAAUGUCCGGUGGUAAACUAAAAGACGCAGCAGCUAUGGCCGCAUUAGUUGCUAUGGAUUCUAGGUCAGACAACCCUUCUUGGUGGUCAUACAUAACCUCAGUUGGAUAUAGCAUAAUCCGUAGUCUUCAAAUUGAAAUUCGUGAAGUUCGUAUUUCUCUAAUUGACCCAAAUACUUUCGAAAAUCGGGACGCAUUAAGCAAUUCAUCUUGUGAUUAUCAUCCAAAUUUUGGGACAUUUACUAUCAGUCUACAGCGUUUAACACUGGAAACUACGGACUCGCUCUGGCAACGUACCACUUCAACAUCUCAAGAACCUGUUGAGUACAAAUUAAUAAAUGUUCACGGGCUCAGCACUACAUGGAGUCCAAAGUUAUCUGCUCCAGGAAAUUUGUCGGCUGUUGAAAUUAUGACUGAGUCAUCUAAAGAUUGUAAUAAACUGUUGAAAGAGAAUUUGUUAUAUAUUUUACCUCCAUGUCAUUUAACUGGCCAUUUAAAACGUAAUCAAACAAAUAUUGGAAUAAUCGGGAGUAGUAGUGGAUCAAUAACAUCGACACCUACUAGUAAUCAUCAAUUGGAGUUAAAUAACAAAGCACAAGUUGAAUUAAAUAUUAAUUUAAGUCAAUUAAAUAUACAAAUAUCACAAGAAUUUUGUUGUAAUCUUUUACAUUUAUCAAAAAUAUUAAUAAAUCAGUAUGAACGUUUAGAACAAUUAAAACGUAGACCAUCUAGUGUAGUAAAAAACAGUCAAUGGUGGCGUUAUCUAGCUGGUGAAAUUCGUCCAAGACUUCGUGUUCUAUUUCAUUCAACACUUAGCCAUAUUUCGUUAUCCGAUUUAGCAUUAGAAGCGAAAUUAAAUGUUAUUUAUGUGAAAGCAUACACAGCUUAUUUAAUUCAAGGUUUGUCAUCUUCAACAACCAAAUGUUUGAUUACAACUGACCAAAUCAAUAGUAUAUGUAAUGGUUUAGGUUAUACAUCUGAAAUGCAUUUAGAACGAUUAAAACUAGAUCAGUUAUGGUCUAUUCAACGAAUUGCAACUCUUCGCUUAAUUGCUAUGAGACGUGCUGCAGUUACAUUACUUACGCUAUUGAAAUCGGAUAAUAAAAGUUCAACAAUUAUCAUCGAUCCAGGAAUUCAUCCCUCUACAGUCACUGGAAACUCAUCAACAGCGAAUCAAUCAUGGUAUUAUACUUGGUGGCGUUUUUCUUCAGGGUGGGGAAUUCCCUCACUAUUAUCAUCAUUUACAUCUUCAACAACAGUUGAUGAAUUACAAUCUAAUGUAGAUAAUUUGAAUCAGUCUAUAACAGAUCAACAAACAAUUGAUUCGGAUUUAAAUCAUUCAAUGAAUGAAGCAAUCUUUGAAUUAUUGGAUGAAUUUGCUGCACAUACAAAUAAUAUUGACUAUACUUGUAUUACAUAUCCGAUAUUUGUACAGUUGGUAUGUACUGUUGAUGGAUGUAGUUUACGAUUAAUUGAUCACCUUGAAGAAUCUGUCGAAACAUAUACACAUCCAGCAUUUAUUAGUUUAUCAGGAAAACAAGUGUAUUUUGAUUUGGAAGUUCGACCACAAUGUAAUUCCUAUAGAUUAUCAACUCAUAUUCAAUCGUUUACUGUUCAUGAUGAACGGUAUAUGUUAAAAAAUCGUAAACAGUCAUCAUUAUCAUCACCAUCAUCGCAAUGUAUCCCCAUGUUUCCUGUUGUUGUAUUUCCUCGUUAUCAAACUAGUUCCUUAAGAACUGAUAAACAGAGUAAUGAAAGACAUGUUUUCUCUCUUAUUUACGAAGUAAAUCCAUCACAAAAAAAUGUUGAUUAUAUUCUCCAAAUUCAUACUGAACCUGUGAAUUUAGUCUUUCAACCGGAAUUAAUUCAUCAUAUUAUGAACUUCAUUUAUGUGAUUGCAUCGGCUUCAUCUUCACAGUUAGAAACUUCAACUGGACGCCGUUACACAUUAAUCAAGGAGAGUAAAAUAAAGAAUUUACAUUCAUUUCUUAAAUCUACUCCUGAUAAGAAUGUUGAAGCUAAAAUUAAUUCUUCCAAAUCGCCUCAGUUUUUUCCUUCCAAUGUAUCUACGCCUGUUAAAUCACAUAAUCGUUGGAACAUAAAUUUCGAUAUAGAUGGAUUAAAAGUGUUAUUUCCAAAUCGUUUUAUGCAUAAUAACAUGCUGAAUUUAAAUACAAAUCUUUUUACUACUUCUAACUCAAUAAUCUGUUUACUAUGUGAUUUCGGUCAUUUACAAGUGACCAAUUGGCCAGAGAUCCAAGUAACUAAUAAAAUUGACGAUAGAUUGUCAGUGAAAAUGAGUUCAUUGAACAAUCAUAAACUUGAAAUUGAUAAUCACCAGUGUAAGAAACAGCCUAAGACACUGCAAUCAUUGGAUGUUGAUAACGACGAUGACAAUGGUGAUGACGAAGAUGAUGAUGAACUGUACAAAACUCCCUGUAGUACUCCUGCAGAAUUAUCCGAAAUCGAGGAGGGAGAUGUAGAGGAAAGUAUGAAUCAUGAAGUUGAGAAAGCAUCUCAAAGACAAACUGAAACUGGUGUAAAUGAUAAAAACAAAUCCAGUGAGAAAUUAUCAUUGAUAGACAAUAACAAUAAUAUCUAUGUCUCGUAUACGGUCAAUGUUACAAAUAUACGAGUAUUGGUUGGUUGUUUGGACUUACUCAACAAAUUAAAUUUAUGGAAUUGUUACAAUCUUGAGGAAGAGAAUUUAGUAGAACCUAAAUCUGAUGGACGUACAUUACCGUUUGGGAGUAAUAAUACAUUCAGUUUCGAUGAUCAAUCUGUUCUACGUGUAAGCAAUUCUACAAUGAUUUCUCGAUUAUGUUUGAUUAAUCCAUUCAGUUUACGUAUAUUGAUCAGUCGUCGAGUAUGUUGCAUGAAAGAUCUCACUUAUAUAUCAAGUCCUAGAUCAUCAUCAUUAAAUUAUCCUCCGUAUUUGUGGAUAACAAUAAAACAAGAAUCAUGUGUCGUUCAUUUGUCAAAUACAAAGAUAUCGGAUUUACUCUCCUGUAUAAAAGCAUCUCAAUGUCAAUUAAAUCGAAUUAAACCUAUGAAAUGGAAAUGUUCUUCAAUGAUGAAAAAAUUCAAUCGUAUUCGUAAUCACAGCAUAUCAUUUUCCGAUUCAAAUGUACACUCUAAUUGUAAUACAUUUAAACAUAGAUCACAUCAUACAAGCAUAUCUGUAUCUCAGUGUUGUCAUUGGAGGGAUUGUUGCGGUGAGAAAUCAGCUGAUAAUUUCUCGUCUCCGACAAUAUUUGAUUUUAAACGAAAAAAACUUAUCGCAACUUAUUCCAUCCAAUCAUUCAUUAUUCAGUUUGAAUCAAAAGAUCGUCCUCUGGCAGAAUGUCGUCUAGAUGGAGCAGUUUGCAGUUUAUCAGUCUAUCAUGGUUCACCUAUUCCUUAUUGUUUACAAUUUAAGCUGAAUAGAAUUUCGAUGGUGGAUGCCGUAAGCAAUUUAGGUGGUGUAUACGAUGUGAUUGUGAAUUCUGAUGAAAAAAUUGAAAGUACUGAUUCACCUGAUCUAAUUAUUCGAUUAAAUAACCAAGCUAAUAAUGAUAGUAAUAAUAGUUCAUCUCAUAUUUGUAAUGUUUUAAGCGUAAAUUCUACAUUAUCAACAAUUGGUUGUAUUCCUUUAUUGGAUCAUAUCUGUCCUGAAAAAGUAUUCAAUGUCAAGGAAUCUUAUGAUUUUGUUACGGGUACUCUAUCAUGGUCUCCAUCGCCUGAUUGUUUAUCUCAUAAUGAAGUGAUUCAUUCAAUUGGAACAUAUUUCAUUCAACUAAAUGUACACUGUUUCAAUAUUAUUGGUAAUCCAAUUACUGUAAAAUCUAUCCAUGAAUUUCUAAACAAUCUCUACUGUUCUACAAUGUUUGAUCAGUCAGCAUCAUCCAUGGAAUGUUGUACUAUUGAUUCUGAACAGAAUAGUUAUCGGAUAUCAUCUUUAAUGAAUAAUUGGAAUAAUAAUAAUGCAUCUACAUUCAUCAAAUACGAGUUUAAGUUAUCAGUUGAUAAUAUAAAAUUAUUAUUAAUCAAUCAAUUCGACGUUAAACAUCAAGACCAAAAUGUGAAUGUGUCAGUGAAGAGAAUUGCCGAAAUAAUAUUCUCCGGUUUACAAAUAAACUUCUAUCAUUCAAGUUUAUCAAAUUCAGUAUUAUUGAAACUUCAAUGUUUUCAAAUUAUACCGUAUCGUAAUUCAAAAUUAUCAGCUGAUCAAUAUUUGUUAGGACCUGCUCUUUCAUUAUCCACCUCAGAUCAUCACCAUUCUAAUCAGGUCACAUUGGAAUAUGACUAUGGAUUGAUUGGAUCAUCCAAUUAUUUUCCACGUAAAACUAAUAAACAUCUCCAAAUUAGUUUAUCCAAUAUUGUAUAUAUACAUCUCAUUCAUGAAUUACAUGAGAUAUUAUUUUGGUUUAAACAAAUUCUUCCAUUAUUAUGUAAUCAGUCUUCUGUCACUAAUAAUGAUCAAUUAUCUAUAGAUAACAUGGAUUUAUUAUUCAAUUGGCCUGAAUUGUCAAUCACUUUCAAUAAUCCUCUGAUUUUAGUUCCUUGUAAAUCAAAUCAAUUUAAUCAAUUUUUAUUAAUUGGAACUAAACUUAUUAAAAUCAAUCAUUAUUCCUCAUACUGUGAUGCAUCAUUGUCGAAUUCCUCUAUUACUAUGAUACAACAUGAAAGAGUGAACAAGUCAUAUUCUAUCCAGUUAUAUUUUAUCGAUUUCGGUGUAUUUCUUUACACUAAUAGUGAUAACGCGAAGACAUUAUCUAAACAAUAUUUAUCAUCGUCAUCAACUAUCUAUUCAGAUUCGUGGGUGAAUUUUUCAUCUUUACAUAAAUUUUGGCUUAACUCUUAUAAAUUGGAUGACAGUAUGGUAACAGCAACUAAACAGAAAUCACGGCAUCACAUCAUUAUGUCACCAAUAAACUUUUCUGCACAUAUGGCCUAUGUGAAAUCAAAUUUUCCAAAAUGUUUUUCCACAUUCAAUUCACGCUUUCAAUCAGUUCGUUUCAAUUUUUCUGAUUUCGUCAUGAUGCAUUCUAUGACAUUGAAUCAUACCACUGACGAUAAUAAUAUUACUGAAGAUUAUUCUACUAUAAGAAAUUCACCGUCUCCAUAUCGAUUAUCAUCCACAUCUCCUGCUUCUAAUAUGAAUUUACUGUUAUUUACUGAACCAAUUAAUGCUCAAUUAAUUAUAGAGUUCUAUAUUCAAACUGUAUAUAUUAAUUUGACUAAAAUGAAUUGUAAUUUGCUAACUAACGUAAUUCAAGAAUUAAAUAAAGAGUAUUGUGAUUAUUGCUGUAACAAUUGUAGUUAUUCGAAUAUUAAAUCUUCACAGUAUAAUCAAACAGAAUUAUUUCAGCUUCCUUAUCCUGAUCCAAAUAUUAUUGUUUCUUCUAUGAAAUCAAAAACUUCUAUGGAAUUUGGAUUAUUUAUAAAUUGUAUGAAAAUGAAUAUAUUAAUAUUUGGUGAUUUAGAUAUUAUCCCUAUACCAUUAGUAUUAUUAACAUUAAAUGAUAUAUAUAUUUCAUCUAGUUUUCAUUUAUUAAUAAAUGGUAUUAAAAUGCCAUCAUGUAUACAGAUUAAUAUAAAUAAUAUCCAUUUAAUAAAUCAACUUGAAAAGAAAUUCAAUUAUAUACCACAACAACACCAACAACAACAACAAAAUAGAACUAGUUCAACAUUCAAUACUCAUUACUUAAAACAAACCAAUUCAAAAAGUAUUUUAUUAAAAUUGAAUAAUAAAAUUGAAUUGAAACGAAAUAAUGAUUAUUUAAAUACGGUAGUACAAUGUAGAAAACAUCAUUUAUCAUAUGCUGCUACUGCUAAUGGUGUUGCUGCUCCUGAUGAUGACAGUGUUUAUGAAUUAAAUCAAAUAUCACCAAUUUCUUUGCGUAUUAUACUUUUAUCUGAUGAACAUCAAACAUUUUGUCAAACUAAAUCUUUUGUGAAAUUUAUCUGCAAUACAAUUGACAUUCAACUUUACUGUGAACCAUGGAUAUUGAUUUUGGACUUUUUCAAUUUGUGCGAUUAUAAGGAAGAAACUCCACAAUGUACUUUAGAACGAUCUUAUCAAGAUUUGCUUCAUGAAUCCAAUUCCUGCGCGCUAGUUUCUUCUUGGAACAAUCCGAAAAUUGCUGCUCUAUUCAACAUUGAUUCUAUUAACUGUUUUGUUAACAAUUCAGAUCAAGAAGAAGACAACGAAAAAGAAUGUCGGAAUAGUCCUCAUCUCAUAUCUAACAACAGUGAAUCAAAUAUUGCUUUACUCUCCUUAAUUAGAACGAAAGUACAAAUUAAUUAUUUUAUUACAGAUGAUGAGAAGUUCUCAUCACUUAAUCUGCCUGUCAGCUAUUCUUAUUUGGAAAUUAAAGGCCAAAUAUGUGAUGUUAAAUUACAAGCUAUACAGAAGAAACAUUCUAACUUAUAUCCAACACGGUUCAUGACUAUGCCACAAUUGUGUCAUCCGAGUAAUAUUAUGAAUGACAAUGAUAAUUCACAGUUACCCUACAUAACUUUUCAAUUUACUAAACCUACUAAGCAUUUUCAUCAGCAAGUAUCCAAUCCAACUGUCAGUGUUGACGAUGAACAAGAUAUAUACAUUUCAAUACAAUUACCAGCUAUUACAUAUAUACACACACAGUCAUUUUUAACGAGUGUCAUUGACUCAUUGUUUAACUUCAAAGAACAUUAUGAUUUUGUCAGACGAACAAGAGCUGCUGUUAAGGGCUUUCAAAUUCCCGCAACUCGUUCUGUAUCUUCACGUAUACGUGUCAAUGUUUUUGGCGGUCCAUUAAAUCUGAUCAUUCCAAUUAGUUCUUAUAGUUCCAAAGUACUUAUUGCCAAUAUUAAUCAUUUGAAAAUUAAUAAUAAAUUUUUGUGUAAUACAAAUCAGGAAAGUGUUCCUUGUGAAUCAAUGUUUACAAAGUCAAAAUCCAAUGAGAAAUGUGAUAAUCGUUAUUUCUUUUCAAAUAUCCGGUCUUUGAACAAAAGUGGUCUUCUUGGACUUUUGGAAUGUUCUAAUCUGAAUUCAGAAGAUCUCGAUGAUUCACAACCUUUGUUGAUCGAUAAAAUAUUUAUGGACUUUUAUGGAUUUUCUUUAUAUUGUGCAGAACAAACUAGUUUAUUUGAUCCCAACUUGAUAAGAAAAUCAGAACAUAACUACAACAAUACGUAUGUUCAUUUACCAAAUCAGUUAUUCAUACCUAUCGGUAGAGUAUAUCCAUCUCAUUCUAAUAAUACCACUUUCUUUUUUAAUCCUACCGGUUGUGUUAAUUUAAUUUUGGAGCACAAUUUAACUUCUGGUAAAAUACCAGAUUGGAAAAUAAGUGGAGAAUUCACAAAUUGUCAACUUCAUAUAGAUCAACAUACAUACUGUUUAAUUCGUGGUGUAUUAUCACAUAAUUUUGGUGAAUAUUCAAAUUCUAGUGUCGAUACGAAGAAACCAUUUCUUGAAUCAAAUAUAUGGACUAAGUUUGCAAUUGAAAUCCGUUUGAAUUCAGUUCAAGUUACAUUAUUUGAUUCAUCAAACUCAUCUGUUAUUAUGAAUAAUAAUUCUACUGUUAAUGCAAAUCUAAAAGAGAAUGAGAACAAUAAUGAAUCUAAUCAGUUUGCUAUAAUCGACUUUUGUGAUACACUGUUAACUUAUGAAUAUUUUUCAAACCGAAGUACAUCUAUUCAACUUCAAUGCUACGAUAUAAAUUUAUUGAAAACUCAAAUGGACAAAGAUAAUGAACAAAAUCAGUUUAUUUUAAAAAGCUUGUCAACAGAUUUAUCAGGUCAAUUAAUUGAAGAGGAGGAGGAGAGUGUAAAGCAAACUGAUGAGAUAUUAGUGAAAACGCCGAAACUUUUUAUUUGUUCAAAUAGUUCUUUGUCACAAUCAACAUUUAUAUUCUCUUUAAUGAGACUUCAUUUAAUUUGUGACUGGGAUUGGUUAUUGCGUUUUCAGUAUUUUCUCUUAUCAUCUCCUUUAUCAUCUGACAGUGAAAAUUCCCCGAUUGUUUACACUUUACAAAAGCCUAUUUCACCUUGUAUCGACUGUAUAUCCACAACUCGAACAAUUUCCAAAUUGCAGAUGUAUUCUGAUGAACCAAGUUAUAAUCAUAGACGGGAGUCCAACUUAUCUUCCAGUGUACUGAAUACGUCUUUACAGAUAUUCAUAGAAGAUUGUGAAGCCUGUAUACCAUACAAAAAAUCAAGUUUUCUCAUUAAAUCAAGUGUACGUUUCUCACGUCAUACAUCAAAAUAUUCAAUAUCUGAAAUACUAAAUGAUGAAAUACAUACUGAUAUUCUACAAUUUUGUUUAUAUUCUAAUUCAAAUUCAUUGAUUAUUAUACCUAGUCCAUUGAAAUUCUACUCUAAAUUAUAUCAUCACUUGUUAAAUAGUAAAUCAUCUUUUUCAUCUCAACUGUCUGCAUCAUCCACUUCAACAAUUUCAUCUAUGAAAGGAACAUUUAUGAAUACUGGAUUACUUUGUUCGUCAAAUAUAUUUAUUGAAUAUCCUCCUUGGCAAAGAAAUUUAUUACAUAUUAAACCAGCACAGUUGCAGCUUCAGAUGUCUUUAACUGCGCCCAACAUUCAUGUUACAUCGAAUUUCUCAGAAUUACAAAAUGUUAUACAUUUUUUCUCUUCUCUCUAUAUAUCAUCAUCAGUUGAUGCUCACACUAAUAAUGCCGGUGAAAACCAGGAUGCUAUUCAUUUGUUACCAGAUGUAAAAUCCUCAGUAACAACUUCAAAUCAAAAAUCAUCAUCAUUAUUGGCAACAUUUUGGCCAAAUAUUUUUGCUGAUUACAUUUCAAAACAAUUAAUUAAUUUCGAUAUUAAAAUUUCAUUUUCAAUAUGUCUGUUUGAUACAAUAACAUCAGUUCAAUCUUCAUUGUUAGCUGAAGAGAUUCCAUUGAUAAAGUUUUGUGUUGAAAACAUGAAACUGUUUUGGAAGCGAUCAAAUUUACAAGCUACACUGGAAUGCAUUGGGAUUUCAUGUUCUUAUUACAAUCAAAAUCUAAUUGCUUGGGAACCUGUACUGGAACCAUGGAGUUGUUUAUUGAAUUGGACUGAAAAUUUUGAGCAAGAUUUCAGUAGAACCAUCUCUUUCAACUGCUCAUCUCAAUGUAGUUUGAAAUUGAAUCUAACAGUUCCACUAGUGCAAAUAAUUCGUCGUCUACUUAAUACAUGGAUCAAAACACAACAAUUUCCAAAGUAUGAUGCAAUGCCAGUAGUAAAUCAACAAGACCUUUCAUUUUUAACUAGUCAAAAUACUGGUUCAUUUAUUUUAAUUAAUGAAACUGGAACAUAUUUACGAUAUAAAUUGAUAAAAAAUCACCAAUUAGAUUCAUUAUUUAAACCAGAAGUUUUGAUACCGGAUUUAUUAGACAAUAGUACUGAUGAUAAUUCUGACGAACUUGGUCCAGAUUCACGUGUAUGUUUACCAAUAAAAAUAUCAUCGUUUGCUUAUAAUUUAUCAACAAAUACUCUACAAAUUAAUACAAAUGUAGAUUCUAUACAACUGCCUAGUUUAUCAGUACAAAUAAAUGGUUGGAAACCAAUUUAUCCAAUAUCUCUUGAUCGAUUAGGCACUUAUUAUCGUGUUAUUGAACGAUUAAAUAAUGCGGAACCUGAAAUAUUGAAAAGUGAACAGAAUGAAUGUUGGAAAUAUCAUUUACCAAUAUUUAAUCGUUUGAUCAUUGAUAUAGUUCAUGAUCAAAAUUCACAUUAUUCGAUUUAUUUAAGAUCUGGUUUAACUAUAACAAAUGAUUUAAAUCAAAGUAUUAAUAUUGGUUUAGAAAUUACAUCACCGAAAUCAUCAUUAUCAUCCUCAGUAUUCGUAUUGCAUAAAUCGUCGGAAUCAGUAAUCAGUUCAUCUGAUGCAUAUCUUAAAAAUGUACUUUAUGAAUCAGUAUUAUUAUUAACAGUAUGUAGACCAAAAUGUACUUAUGCUGUCCCAAUUAAUAUUGUUGGAUUAAUGUCACUAGGAUUAGGAAAUUUAUGCGUUUCUCCAACAAAAACAGUUAUGAAUCGAAAAGAUCUUUCUUCGUUAUUAAUGAAUAACACUAAUGAACAAAAUAAAUUUACGGAUAAUUUAUACGAUUGGGCUACUGUUUAUCAUCAUAACAAUGAGAUAAUGACCGAGGAAGAACAACUACAAUCUACAUGUUCUUCUUCAAUUCCAACCUCUACAGUUUCAUCAUUGUCAUCAUCAUUAACUGAUUUCGUGGAUAAACGAAGGAAUUCAUCUAUAAGAAUGGUGAAUUGGACAAGCUUAAAACAAUCGGACGAAUUGUUAGAAGCUAUACUGAUAUCAACAUGUCAACUUCCAUCAAAUUCACGAGCAAUACACCAGAUUAGUUCUUUACAACGAUUUCAACAGACUAAUACUACUACUUCUACUUCUAUAUCAUCAUCUUUGAAUAAAACAUCUUCAUCAGGUUUUAAUAGCAAUAACAAUAAAUUUCAUAUUUGUGUAACUGUUGUACGUGAUCAAUUUCCCUUGGAUCCUCAGUGGAAUAAACUAUAUUCUAAUCAAUGGUAUACGAAUUAUAAACAUUUGUUACCAAUCACUUUACCAGGUCAUCAUAUUACUAUUGGUCCAGUGUUAAGAAUUACUAAUUUAUUACCAUGUGAUAUGAUAUUUUUUAUUUUUGAAACUGAUAUUAAUGGUACAUUGGGAUCGAAAGAAGAAGCAUGUGUCCAUAAUUUAUUUCCAGUGAACACCAUCAAAUUUGGUAUUCAUUUAGAUGGAUUUCCAAAAUGCGAUCCAUUGUCUAUUCCAUCAAAUACUUACAAUCAAAAAGUGCUCAUUCGUUUAUAUGAUACUUUGGGUCGACCAUUAGAAUUACAAGUCCAUGUUUGUUCCAGAGCAUUUGGUGCACGUCAUUUAACCGUUAGUCCUGUUAUAUGUUUAUUAAAUAAAUCUGGUAUACCGCUGAUAUUUGCUCACUCAUCAUCGUCAUUAUCAUCUAAUCAACUUAAUUUACCAUCACAAGCAUCUAUACUAGCUGCUGGUCAAAUUGAAGAACACGAACAAGCUUGUGCUUUGAUGCCGUUACUUUUUUCAUUUGCAAAUAAAUCUGAAGGUUAUCUACUACGUGUUCGUAUAGGGAAAGGGUAUCAUAGUGAGAAUGAUGUUUUACCUAACAAUGAAAAUGAUCAACUUCUGACUUAUAACAUAAAACGUUGUACAUGGUCACCUGGAAUAUCUUUAGAUAAAUCUGGUGUGGAUGUAUUGCAGUUGAAAGUGUACACUGAAAAUAAUCGCUUAUCUUCGGUACGUUAUUUAGGUUUUGAAGUUGACACCGGUCAUGAUCCCAAUGAUUCAUCACUGCCAACUACAACAAUGGUCACAUUUCGACCACGUUAUAUCAUUGAAAAUUUAACAAAAUAUCAAUUAAAUGUUACACAACGAUAUUGUUUAAAAACAGCUAAUAAUUUACCUGCUUCAAUUAUCGUUUAUCCAAAUCGUAGUCAAUCAUUUCAUUGGUCUAACGAUGAUUUAGAUCGUCUUUUAUGUAUGCGUGCUGCGAUUAGCACUUCAUCAUCAUCUGUUGUUCAUGAUCAAAUGACAACAGGAAUCAAUAAUCGAUCUGAUGAUUUAUGGACGAUGUGGUCUGGUGGUUUUCAGAUAGAUCAUGCUCAUUCAUUUAUUAUAAUGUUAAGACUGAAUCGUUUUCAUCAAAUUGUUGAUUUUCCACAAUCGUUAUUUUUUCAUGUGAUUAUCACUUUACAAUCAGCCACUUUUUUUAUAAAAAUUCAGCAUUACCAUGGUUUACCACCAUUUCGUUUUGAAAAUCUCAGUUCAAUUUGUGUUUACUAUUGUCAAUUAAUUGAUUCAAUUCAUUUAAUGAAUACAAAUUCAAAAUUACAACAUAUUAGUUCGUUUAAUUCUGAUAAACAUAUUCAUGAUAAUUAUUUUCGUCGGGGUGUAUUGCAUCAUUCCAUGUCAUCGAUUCAUGAUGAUGAAUCGAUUAGCAAUAAUGUUGAUGAAAUUAAUAAUCAAAUUCUUGAUAAAUGGGAUGGUGGAGCUUGUCCAUCGUUUUUAAUUCCUGGAUCUAUAAUUCCAUAUGCUUUAGAAGAACCAUGUGGUAGUUCCUCAGUUAUUUUUAGUGUACAGGAUGAUAUCAGUGAAAUAAUUAAUUUGGAUACAAUGAAUAUCAGUAAAAUUUUACGUUAUGAUAAUUUUGUUUACCUCACUUUAUUUGGACCAUUAAUGGAUUAUAUUGUCCCAACAGAAAUGAAAACUGAUAAUGAUUCACUGCGUAGAAGAAGUUCAUCAUUACCUAAUCUUGUUUUUGAUAUACUCCCUGGAUCUAAUUAUGUUGUUUGUGCUAUCAAGUCAUCAAGGCGUCAUUCACAAUUAUGGAAAUUAUCUGAUGAUGGACUAAUUUAUCAUGAAAAUACUUCAUUGUUGACUCCAUCAUCGUCUAAGUCCGCACGAAAAAGUUCAAAGAAUAAACAUCAAUUUGUUUUAGAUAUAAAUCGUAAAGGUGAUCCAAAUGCACCAUCGAGUAAUGAUCAAUUGGUUAGUAUCAAUGGAUUAAUCGAUCCAGAAACUUUAAAACAUUUUGAAGUUGUUCAACUUAUUAUUGCUAAGCCGAGUAAACAACGAAAAGCCUAUCAAACCUGGAGAAUCGAUCAAAAUGGUCUGUUGGUCAACAGUGCAUUGUUUUGUGUACAAAUUCGUCGUGAUCUAAUGGAUGUUAUGUCGUCUUCACAAUUAUCAUUGGAUAGUAGUUUUGAAGAGAGCAAUGUUGAUGACUUAAUGAAUUUAUCACAUCAUAUUUCAUCAAAUCAAUUAAUUUUAUUAGCUGCACGUCCACGUCCAUUAGCAACACGUUUAAUUAGUUCAUCUAUAACAUCAGCAAUGAUUUUACCAAUAUGGCUUCGUCCCGGUUCCGGUAGACUACGUUUAUUCACUUAUCUAGAUAAAGCUACACGUGUUUUACGUAUUGAAGAUGAAGAUUCAAAAAAUACUGAAUUAACUACACAAAAUACAGAUAAUGUAAAAACAAUUUCACGUUGGGGUAGAAAAACAUCAUCAAUAACAUCACAAGGAGAUCUGUACCUGCAACGUGAAUCAUCAGUAUGGGAGGACUCGUCUUAUCAGUCAAAUUUAUGUAGUAGUCCUGAAACACGAGAUCUUCAUCGAUUGGUGACCAAUUUUAAGGCUAAUUUAACUCUGCCUAAUGGAAUUGGAAUUAAUGUUAUAUCAUCAUUUAUGGAAGAACUUAUCUAUAUUUCAUUAAGUGAUAUAAAUUUAUCAUUGAUUCGAACUUAUUCUGAUGUAUUAACUGCUAAUACUACCCCUACUACUUCAUAUCUCGUAUCAUCUAGUGAAAAUUCAAUGAUGAAACAUGCUAAUAGUUACUGUAACAUUUUAAAUGACAAUCGUUUAUCAUCUAUUACACAUCAUGGUUUAAGUUCAAUUGAUCUUGCUCAUCCAUCUGGUAUCUCACGAUCUUCAUUGAAUGAUGACAAUGCCAGUUACAAUAAUAAUCUUACGGAUGAGAAUGAAAAUGGAUCUUGUCUUACUAAAGUAUCUGAAACAUUUCAAUUACUUAUUGGUCAUUUUCAAAUUGAUAGUCAAUUUACUGGUGCUCUUUUCCCAGUACUUUUGUUUCAAAUCAAUACAAAAUCAAUAACCAAUGAUGAAUAUCAUCUUCCUCAUUUGAAUGUUAGUGCUGAUCAUCAAAAAUUAAAAAUGAAUUCAUUUCCAAGUUAUGCUACAACAACUACUUCUACUACUGAAUUCAUACAAAUGAAUGAAAUGAAACAUUUAUCUACAUUAAAAAUCACUUAUUCACGUGAUGAUAUUCAAAACAAUUGGCCAGUACACUUAUUUAAAAUAUUUCAGAUUGAUAUAAGUCCGUUGAAUGUACAAGCGGAAGAAUUACUUCUACUUAAAUUAAUUCAAUUUUAUCAACAUGCUUUUGAGGAGGAUACCGAUACUGAUGAACGGAAUAAUUCUUAUAAUCACCAUCUUCAUUCACAUCAUUACUCACAUAAUUAUAAUGAUAACGAUCCUGCUGUCUUGAAUCCUUCAUCUGAUUCAUUACCUCACAAUUCAGAUAAAAGGAAGUAUUCAAUGUUGCAUAACAAUAAAUCAGAAAAUAAAAUAUUCUGGUGUGAUCGAUUUAUAAUUAGUCCUAUACAUAUGAAAUUAAGUGUACAAACAGCGAAAAGUUCAUUGACUGAAUCAUAUUUAGCCGGUGCUAAACGUUUACUACCAUCAUUAAUGAGUUUUACAGGUGCAGAAAUACAAUUAGAUCCAGUAGAAAAACUGUACAUGUUGGAAACUAUUCCACAGUUAAUAAAUUAUCUUAAUACAUAUUAUCGAUUACAACUUCGAGCGCAUGCAUUGAAUAUAUUUGGAUCAGUUGAUUUUCUUGGCAAUCCAAUUGGUUUAAUUAAUGAUUUAAGUUCAGGAAUAUCAGGAUUGGUGGAACUAGAUGUCGGUGGUUUAAUUCGACAUGUUGCACAUGGUGUCGGAGAUAGUGCAGCAAAAGUUGCUGGAAGUGUUUCUCAAUUACUAACUGCUAUAUCAUUAGACGAUAAACAUGAACAAGAACGUGCAGCUAUAUUGGGCAGUCGUAUUGAUUCGUCUUCAUUAUUACAAACAUCACAAUCUAUUUAUAAUUCGAAUUAUUAUGAUGACAGUGAAGUGUCUUCUAGUGGAAUCGAUGAAUCAUUAGAUGAUUUUGAAUUGACUUGUCAUGACAUAUACACUGAUAUGAAAUCAACUUCGUCGACAUAUAGUUCUUCAUCAUCAUUAUCCUCACCGCCAUCAACAUCAUCAUCAACCAUAACAUCACUUCCACAAUAUCCGAAGCAAACUCACCAUUCAUUUGAUACAAAUCGUUCUGUUACAGCACCUUUUAGCGCUGGAGUUCGUGGCCUGAUGCAUGGUAUCGUUGGUGGAAUGACAUCCAUUGUUACACAGCCUUAUCGUGGUGCAAAAGAAGAUCAGUUAAGAGGUUUUGUCUAUGGUGUUGGUCGUGGAUUAUUAGGUACAGUAACAAAACCAGUUGGUGGUGUAUUCGAUUUUCUAUCUGGUAUGAUGAGUUCAAUUAGUGAAGUUGCACGUCCAUCAAAUUUAUAUCGUCCAAAACGAUGUAGACCACGUCGUGCUGGUCUAUCAAAAUAUUUUUCACGACCAUUAAUUAUUUAUAAUUUAAAUGAAGCAAUAGCUCAAUUACAAAUUCAUCAUCUUACAUUAUUCAAUGUUACACGUCGUUAUUCAUUAAAAAAUUAUUAUUCAUCUGCAUUGAAUACUUUUAAUUCUAUAGUUAAUUCAUUGAAUACAUUUGAAAUUGGUGAAGUUCCAAUAGACAAUACUAAUAUUACUACUAAUAAUAAUACUACUAAUAAUGUGGAUGAAUUCGAUGGUACAAAUAAACUGUCUCCUAUUAACACUUGUAAAUUAACUAAUCUUGAUUUAACUUAUUCAUUUAGUCAUAUGUUAUAUAUUUAUGCAUUAUUACCAUGUAAUAAUAGUCCAGAAGCUUUAGCAUCACAUCAUCUUCGUUAUUUACUUUAUUCACCUGAAUCAAUAUUACAUAUUUUACCUAUACAAUUAAAUGGUGUAGUUGUAUUAAUUACAGAUCAAGCUUUAUGGUGUAUACGUGAUAAUUCAUUACAGAAUUGGAUUCUUUCAAGAAAUCCCGUUAGUAUUAAUAAUAAUAAUAAUAACAAUAGUAAUAUCAAUAUAUCGGAUUCGAACUCAUCUGUUACAUCACAUCAAACCGCACCGGUAUUUUCCCUGACUGAAAAUACGACAUUAAUGUUCAUGUUGCAUUAUCAUCGUCUAGAUCAAAUUUAUGUAAUGCUUUCUCAGAAUACUAACACACUUAGUUCUGUGUUGACUGCUGAUGUCAAUACUACUACUAGUAGUACAUCGACUACUUCUACAACUACUAAUUCUCCUGUUUAUGUUGUUUUCUCAGCUGAUUGUGGUACAAGUAAACAACAAUUACGUUGUGACUACUUAACUUGGGGUUUAGAUUUAACAUUACAUGUAAGAAAUGCACAAUUUCGUUUUGCUCAGGCUAAUAUGCGUGUAAAUCGUUUGAACACUAACAAUAUCUCAUCGUCAACUCUUUCAUAUAAGAAUAAUAAACAACAAUUGACUACUGUCUAUUAUAAUGUGCCUCGUUUUCAAAAUCAUCCUGUUGCAUUGGCUUACAGUCCAAUUUGUCACAGAUAA